Tetranychus urticae (two-spotted spider mite) is the source of this 1415-nucleotide messenger RNA. RefSeq lists its product as uncharacterized. The record is from RefSeq and is a predicted model, not a curated record. NCBI's taxonomy places the organism in Eukaryota, Metazoa, Arthropoda, Arachnida, Trombidiformes, Tetranychidae. Gene Ontology annotation, molecular function: RNA binding; zinc ion binding.
AAUUUGCUCCCACCUUUUUGCCUUUCUCCAUUUUUUUGCUUUCUUUGUUGGUGACAACCCUUUUAAAAGCCAAUUAGCUGACGAAAUCAUUUAGUUAUAUUUAACCAUUCCAUCAAAAAUCAUCAAUCAAUUCACUUCAAUUUAUAAUAAUCAUGGAUAGUUUUUCAAAACGACGUCCACCAAAAUUCACUGAGCCUGUUGAUUUCAAUAAAAUCAACAAUCUUUUUGAACCCGGAAAUGAUUAUUCUUACUCUAAUCAACUUCUGGAUCGUUUCACUGGACUUUUUUCGAGUGAUUGGAAUUCAUCGAUUGACCACGGACCAUUUAACUUUAGUGCGGAUUCACCUAUGAAUAUUACUCCUAAAAAUAAUCUCAACAAUAGUACCAAUCAUACUAUUGGUACCAAUAAUAAUGGUAGUCUUUAUUCAAGUAAUCUCGCUCAUACUAUCAGUGGUAUUGGUAGUAAUCCAUUUAAUACCAAGGGAUUGAACAGUUUUGAUUAUACCAAUCAAUGGAUUGCCCCUCGAAGUUGCCCACCGAUUGGAUCCAGGAAUUCAUUAGCAUUUAAUUCUUUCUCAGUUAACCCCGCCAAUCAACCUAACAAUAAUAACAGUAACAUCAACCAUAAUGCCAACCAUAAUGCCAACCAUAAUGCCAAUAACUUAAACAACAACCUAAACAACAUCAACACUUCAACUGUGAACAACAACGCUAACCCUGCCAACAAUUUCAACAACUCUACGAAUAAUGGCCAGGUUUUGGUGAACUUAAAUGAAACCCGUAGUCCAAUGGUUAUUGGUUCUAACCAACAAGCUCACCUCCAUAAUAAUAAUUCUGCUUUUGCUGGGGCCAACAAUUUGAAUCCUCUCUCAGCUUCUUAUGUACCACCACGAGUUCGCCGACGCAACCCUACCUGCACUGAAUGUGUUUUUUGUAAAAAUAAUGGCCAUCCCCCAUCUUUUUAUAAAGGACAUAUUCUCAAGGAUCCUUUAGGUAGAAUCGUUUGUCCAAUGCUCCGGAGUUACAUAUGUCCAAUAUGCCGCAACAAAAAUGCAGAUAUGGCUCACACAGUCAGAUACUGUCCCUGGAAUAAGCCUUCCUUCUGGAAUAAUUCAGGAGUAAGACCUAGCAUGCCCAAGAACCUUUCCAGAUUCACUUCGUGAUGAACCUCCAGUUGCAUGGUUUUCAUUGUAUGCAAAAGCAUGAUUUCCCAGAGCAUCUUGACUUCAGGUUUGUGAUGAUUAACCAGUGCUGACAAUGGCUGCUGGAGCAGCAAUGAUACCAGCUGAGGCGAUUCCGCAGAGAGCGAGAAAGAUAAAUGACCUAACAUUAUAUAAUUAUAAGGAAUUAACAAUAGAUUAUAAAACGAAUAAAUCCACAAUUUAAAGUUUAUUAAAUUUGAUUGCCAGAAAUAA